AUGUCCCAUCUUGCUAAUGAAUUAGCAAAACGUGGUCAUAAGAUAUCUUGGUUAGAGAUUGGCCCGAAGGAGAGCAAAGUCGAUCUCAAUUCUGAUAUCAAGAAACUGUUCUACAAAACCGAUUUCGCAAAUGAGUUAUUUAAUGCUCUAUAUGUUGAAAAGACCCAUCCUCAUCAUACAAAAAUUUGGGAAGAGGACUAUGAAGCGGAAAACGAAAAGACUACCGAUUGGCUGGCUGGAACCAAGCUCUGCGACAACUUUUUAUCUAAAAACAAGGCAGCUUUUGAUAAGCUGGUUAACGAAGAGUUUGACUCUGUUAUUAUCGAUGAUCAAGCGAAUCCUUGUGGCUUGCUGCUGGCUGGUUUGAGAAAGGACGUUUUCGUGUACUGGUCAAUGAGCUCAAUGCGACCUGAAUCAGCUUGGGCCAACCAGUCGCCCAGCCCGCCAUCUUAUCUCCCCGUUCCGGGCACAAAGCUGACCGAUGACCUCGAUUUCAAGCAGCGGACCCAAAACCUUAUUGCUUACCUUGGGGCCCUUUACAAACAUCAACACGUCGUACAACCCAGAAUUGACGCCGUUUUCCAGAAACACUACCCUGGCGCACCAAGCGCCUUUGACCUGGAGCGUAAUGCUUCGAUCAAUCUCGUCAACAACCCACCAAUCUUCGAUUUCCCCAGACCAUUUAUGCCGAGGGUCAACUUUGUCGGAGGCCUACACGCUAAAAAUGCUAGUGAAUUGAACGGGGAAAUCUACACGUUUGUUGAUGAGGCUGAGCAAGGCAUUAUCGUCGUUUCAUCUGGUCUAGAACUUGAUUGGGCUAAAGUUCCCUCAUUUAUUAAGCAAGCCCUGAUCGGCGCUUUCCAAUCGUACCCUGAUAUCCGUUUUGUCUGGCAAUAUAAUGGACCUGAGAUUGAUCUACUACCGGUUAACGUAUUGACGGUACCUCACAUUCCGCAGCAGGACCUUCUUGGCCAUAAGAAGUGCAAGGCUCACAUUACUUUCGGUGGCUUGAACAGUGUUAUUGAGAGUGUAUGGCAUGGUACGCCACUCAUCGGAAUCCCCCUCACCGUAAAUAAUCAUGAAAAUAUCUUGAGGGUGAGCGCCCGAGGCGCCGGGAUCCUGUUGCCAAAACGCGAUCUCCAGUUGUCAACCUUGAAAGCCGCCAUUAAGAAGAUUCAAAAGAAGAGUUAUAAGAAAGAAAUGAUAGUCUUCCAAGAUAUGGUACGCGAUGUACCUUAUACGGAAUUGACCCAUGCUGCUUUCUGGGUUGAAUUUAUUGAGCGUCAUCACGAGGUCCCUCAUGCUCGCUCGGGAGCUGAUAAACUAAACAUCUUCCAAUAUUUCCUGGUGGAUGUCGUCGCUUUCCUUGGAUCUAUUACGCUACUAGUCAUUGCCACAAUUUUCUUCGUUUUGAAGAAGAUCUUCCAAAUCUUGGCAUUCUUUGCUGGAAAGCUGUUUGGACGGAAGCCAACACCCAAAAACAGCAACGAGAAGCGAUUGAAAACGGAA
Messenger RNA from Mesorhabditis spiculigera, 1509 nucleotides. NCBI's taxonomy places the organism in Eukaryota, Metazoa, Nematoda, Chromadorea, Rhabditida, Rhabditidae. The record is from the annotation of a GenBank genome assembly.